AUGAGCGCAACUGGGAAGACAGAAGGAAGCCAGAGGCUGGAGAAUGGGUCGGAGGUGAAGGCGGAAGCACCGGCUCUUCGAGUGCCGACUAAGUCGUACAGCAACACAGCCUGGCUCCACAGCCGCUCAGCCAGGCAAGUUCGCAUCUUGUGCGAGUACCUGGAGGUGCGAGAUCGCUUGCGGCGCAGUCGGGUUCUGGCCACGUUCCUCGUCUUCGGCACAGCCCGCGGACUGAGCCGAGAGCAGUGGCAAGCGCGCAUGACUGCGGCAACGGACCGCCUCAGCCAGUUGAAGGCUGAGAGCAAGCAAGACGCGAACACCAAGGAGAGCCAGGAAAUUGAAUCCGCUGAGCGGGAAAUCACACGCCUGCGUCGGCUCGAGUGGGUCUGCGAAUUCGCAGAGAAGGUCACCAGGCUGACGCGGAGGCUGGCGGAGUGGCUGCUUACCCCUGAAGCGCGAACUGCGGUGGCAAAGAUUCUGCGAGAGAUACCGACCCCGCUCGAGAACGACGACGACUGGGGUCAGGAGGCGAGCGCGCUCGACGAACCAGACGGGGUCUGCCCUGUCGCCAUUUGCACCGGCGGCGGCCCUGGUCUGAUGGAGGCGGCCAACAAGGGAGCUGCGCAAGUCCCCGGUGCUCGGAGCAUCGGCAUGGGAAUCAGUCUUCCCUUUGAGAGUGGACUGAACCCUUACGUCUCGAAGGAGCUGGGCUUCCAGUUCCAGUACUUUUUCACACGCAAGUUCUGGAUGGUCUACAGUGCGCUCGGCGUCAUUGCCGCUCCCGGAGGCGUAGGCACGCUCGACGAGCUCAUGGAGGUGUUAACGCUCAAACAGACCAAAAAGAUGAAGCGAGACAUUCCGAUCGUGCUAUUCGGGAAAACAUACUGGGAUAGCGUCCUCAACUUCGACAAAAUGGUUGAGUAUGGAAUGAUCAGCGAAUGCGACCGCGACCAGCUCUUCCUCACCGACGACGAGGAUGAGGCAUUUGAGUACCUCAGAAGCUUCCUUCUACAAGACAAGCUAGUAUUGGGAGAGGGCUACGUUCACAAGUCCCUCCGAAAGAGGCGUCGCGAGUAA
Messenger RNA from Besnoitia besnoiti, 1077 nucleotides. RefSeq names its product lysine decarboxylase family protein. The record is from RefSeq and is a predicted model, not a curated record. The transcript has 4 exons. The coding region runs from base 1 to 1077 and encodes 358 amino acids. Lineage: Eukaryota; Apicomplexa; Conoidasida; Eucoccidiorida; Sarcocystidae. Gene Ontology annotation, cellular component: cytosol.